CGUGCAGAAAACAGCAAUACCCACCGCCACCUGACGGAAUUUGUUGGCCUAGAUGUGGAAAUGCGUAUAAAUGAACACUAUUAUGAGGUACUUGACACGGCUGAGGAGCUAUUUUGUUACAUGUUUGCACAACUUGCCAAACAUACAGGAGAGCUUGAGGCGAUUUGCCGUCAGUACCCUUUUGAGCCAUUGCUGUGGCAAUUGACACCGGAGAAAAUCAAAGAGUUGGGCGUUGGCGUCAUUGAAGACUCUGUUGAGCCGACCGAUAUUUACAAGGCUCGUGUACGCAACAUGGGAACUCGUAUGUUACGCAUCCACUACCCGCACUGCAUCGCACUCCUGAACACCGUUCUGGAGGAGAAGUUGUCUUUGACCGAUGACAUUAACACCACCAAUGAGAAAUUGCUCGGUAAGUUGGUGAAGGAGCGCUACGGCGUGGACUUCUUCAUCUCCGAUCUAUUCCCAACGGCUGCACGACCAUUCUACACGAUGCCGUUUCCAGACGAUGAGCGUUUCACGAACUCGUACGACAUGUUUAUCCGCGGUGAGGAAAUAUCGAGUGGGGCGCAGCGUAUUCACGAUUCAUCACUUUUGCUGAAGCGCGCGCAGUCACUCGGUGUUGAUCUCUCGCCCAUUAAAGACUACGUGGACUCAUUUCGUCUCGGUGCAUGGCCCCACGGCGGAUUUGGCGUUGGCCUCGAGCGUGUGGUUAUGUUAUAUCUUGGUCUCAGCAAUGUGCGCCUCGUCUCGCUGUUCCCGCGUGAUCCGCAGCGCGUGACGCCGUGA
This is a messenger RNA of Trypanosoma cruzi, 786 nucleotides long. Its product is annotated as aspartyl-tRNA synthetase, putative. NCBI's taxonomy places the organism in Eukaryota, Euglenozoa, Kinetoplastea, Trypanosomatida, Trypanosomatidae. The transcript has a single exon. Gene Ontology annotation, molecular function: RNA binding; ATP binding; aspartate-tRNA ligase activity. The record is from RefSeq and is a predicted model, not a curated record. The annotation marks the transcript as partial. Gene Ontology annotation, biological process: aspartyl-tRNA aminoacylation. Gene Ontology annotation, cellular component: aminoacyl-tRNA synthetase multienzyme complex; cytoplasm; cytosol.